AUGGACCCUCGCGAUAUGGAGUCAGAGGAGGUUUCACAACUCGAGGGUUUGUUCCACAAGAUGAGAGAUGUCGUGUGGAUGGUGAAAGUUGAGUCGGAGCUGACGAUUGAAAAUGAACCCCCAGCUAUACAAACGAUUAUAGCCACAGGAUUUAGUGUACAUAAAAAUGGGUUGAUCCUUACGUCGGAUUAUUUAUUGUUUGGAGGAUCAACCAUAUCUGUACGAGGAUUCAAUGAUAAUCAAUUCAUUCCUGCCAAGAAAGUAGGUGGAGCUCCGAAGGAUUCCGGUUUGGCCCUUCUAAAGAUUGACCGAAAAUUUGGUCAUAUUGCACAGUUAGCUGAAGGGGACGUUGGUUUAACUCUACGUAUCAACAUUUAUGGAAUGGCACAUCAGGUGGAUUUCUCCUUUUCUUUCCUCUUUGGGACAUUGCUUUCAACGUCAAAAGAUAAAUCCGAAGUAAAUAUAAAUCAUCGUAAACUAGCUCAGCACAUUGAUGGCCUUGAUAAGAACCUGCAAUUUCUUGAGAUAAAAGGGUUCCAGUGUCAAUCUAAGAGAAAAUGGACAAUACAAUCAUUAGGCGGACCCGUUUUCAAUGUUACGGGAGAUGUGGUUGGCGUGGUCAUUGCUACAAGUAGUGGCUUCGAUUAUGCGGUUCCAGUUGAACGUGUGAGGAAUUUCGUUGAUGGAGUUUUACGAGCUCAAUUGAGAUCGGCGACCUGCUUAGGCAAUGAAAGAGGCGUAUAA
Striga asiatica is the source of this 744-nucleotide messenger RNA. NCBI's taxonomy places the organism in Eukaryota, Viridiplantae, Streptophyta, Magnoliopsida, Lamiales, Orobanchaceae. The record is from the annotation of a GenBank genome assembly.